AUGAACAAUACUACCAACUCUAUCAAUUCACAAUCUCUUCAUGUUUGUGAUUUUUAUGUCAAAGUUGAGGUCGACAUUGUUGAUGUUUUCACCGUUGCCAUCAACAUGGUUCUGUCAGUGUCGGCAAUGCUCGGGAACACCUUGGUCCUUGUUGCGAUUCGGAGGACAACAGCUCUAUGGCUCCCGACCAAAAUUCUCCUUAGCAGCCUCGCAUUUGCAGAUCUGGGCGUUGGCUUGUUGGCGGAACCGCUAUUUGCGAUGAAAAUUCUACUUGAAGGUAGAUUAGUACGUUGUGUUGUUGGUGUUCUAUUCGAUGUGGUUUCGGGACACCUUUCUAUCGCUUCCUUUCUCACUAUGAUGGCGAUAAGCAUUGACAAAUGCAUGGCCGCUCAACUCAAGCUGAGAUACCGCAUCGUGGUGACAGAGAAACGCUCAAUCCGUGUUGUGGCAUUAAUCUGGGUUCUUGCUAUUCCGUGGGCGAUUUCUUUCUUUGUGAGCCUCCCGACUUAUUGUGUGUCUGUGUUGAUUGUUAUACCCGUGUGUUUUUUAUGCUCUUUUAUCGCUUUUGCAAAAAUCCGCUUCGUUCUUCAACGGCAGCGAACGCGAACAGCCUACACAAAACCAUCGGUCCAGGCUGAGGGGCAAGUUCACAUCUUACGAUACAAGAAAUCAGUUCGCAGCAUGUUAUAUGUGUAUUGUGCUCAAGUUGUCGCCUAUUUUCCGGCCUGGCUCGUGAUGCUGAUAAGAGUAACAACUGGAGAUUCUACAAUAGCGAUCCGAAAAGCUACACAAUUAACACUAACUUUUAUAUUCCUGAAUUCGACUGUGAAUCCUGUGGUGUAUUUGUGGAGGAUAAAGGAGCUUCGGUCAGCCGCAUGUGAAGUGCUACCGUUUAUUUUUAAGUGUUUAAGACCGAUUAGAGUUGAAAACGGAGCACCGACCCCAAGUGAAGAUACAAUGCACCAUGUAAGAACAAUGACAUUUGUGGAAGUCCUUGGGCCAGCUGAAAGUGAAACAGGAAAUAGAGAGAGCCCGCAAUAA
This is a messenger RNA of Pocillopora damicornis (cauliflower coral), 1041 nucleotides long. RefSeq lists its product as uncharacterized. Gene Ontology annotation, cellular component: plasma membrane. The record is from RefSeq and is a predicted model, not a curated record. NCBI's taxonomy places the organism in Eukaryota, Metazoa, Cnidaria, Anthozoa, Scleractinia, Pocilloporidae. Gene Ontology annotation, molecular function: G protein-coupled receptor activity. Gene Ontology annotation, biological process: G protein-coupled receptor signaling pathway.